Messenger RNA from Lentinula edodes (shiitake mushroom), 1920 nucleotides. RefSeq lists its product as uncharacterized. Bases 40 to 1821 code for a protein of 593 amino acids. NCBI's taxonomy places the organism in Eukaryota, Fungi, Basidiomycota, Agaricomycetes, Agaricales, Omphalotaceae. The record is from RefSeq and is a predicted model, not a curated record. The transcript has 12 exons.
CUAAAGCCUAGAAAGUCUGCCAGAAUCUACCAUGCUGACAUGCCACCGACUUCUACUGUGACUGCAGCUGGCGAAAACCGUCCAACUAAGCAAAAUAGCUUGAAAAAAAUUAUCAUCAUCUCUACUGUCGUCCUAAUAGUCAUUUUCAUCCUUGCUAACUUUCGGUCACAUUAUCAACAAAGAACAUCUCUGACUUCAAUUGCACUGAAUCCAGGCGAAAUUCACUGGAAAGAGUGUGUCCCUGCUGUUGAAAAUGUAGAAUGUGGAAGGAUAAUCGUCCCAAAGGAUUAUUUCGAUGCUGAAGCAGGAACAGCUUCCGUUGCCUUAGCCAGAUACAAAGCCAAAAAAUUUCCUCGAAAAGGCUCAGUAUUUCUAAAUCCUGGUCCUGGUUCAAGACUUCCUAUCACCACAGGUUCCGCGUUGGCAAAGGUUAUUGGUGAAGAUUGGGACUUGAUUGGGUUUGAUCCUCGAGGUAUUGGCUCCACGAUGCCCCCGACGCGUUGCUUUUCCUCCCAAAUUUCCAACACUGUCCUCUUCGCCAACACAGUGGUUGAGCAAGGCAUCACGGUUUCUUCCAUCUCCGAUCUAUCAUCGCCGUUGCUCUAUGAUCAGCUUGUUGAGCAGCAUCGGCAGUUCCUUGCUGUCAAAGAGGCUCAUGCACACCUUUGCGGAGAAAUGAUGGGCAAUGAGCUCAAGUAUAUGGGCACGGCGACCGUCGUGAGAGAUAUCGAUUUCAUGUCAAGAGUUAUCGAGGGCGAAGACGAGAAGAUCAACUAUUGGGGAAUAUCGUAUGGGUCCAUUCUCGGUGCUUACCUUGUAAACAUGCUUCCACAUCGUAUCGGUUAUGCCGUCAUCGAUGGGAUUGUUAAUCCAGUAUCUUGGUCUAAUGAACCAUCGCACAAAUGGCCUAUCAAUUGGAUUUCAGACGCCGAGAAGACUUACCAGAUAUUUCUUCAGGACUGUUCAAAGGCAGGGCCCUCUUCAUGUCCCCUAUGUGAAUAUAAGGACGAGUCUUGGCAAAACCUGGAGCGUCGGUUCGAAGAAUUUUUCGACGCUAUCGCUCUCAACCCCAUCCCAGUUCCAUUUGGGAACAGACCAGGAGUUUUGACAUCUGGAGGCGCUCGAGGACUUCUCGCAAAAUCUCUCCAGCGACCACUGAAAUGGCCCAAAGUUGCAAAAUCCUUUUCAUCUGCUAUGGCAGGAAACGGGACAGAACUUUACAAUGCCAUCGUCCGUCCGCUUCCUCUUGCCGACCUUGAUUCUCCAGAACCCCAUAUUUCGCCCCGUUUGGCUGUCACUUGUCUUGAUUCCCCUCGUCCUACCGCACCUGACGAAUUUCCUACUGCAAAAGAUCUGACGGAGCAGGGUUUGAAGGCUUUGAGAGAAGUCUCGCCCCAUUUCGGUUUGAGCACGGGUGUGAGUGAGCCGGAUGGCGGAUGCCAGUACUGGCCUGUAGAUGGUCCGGAGAGGUUUACUGGGCCGUGGAAUUCAACACUGGAGACGAAGAUGUUGAUUAUCAGCAAUACGGCUGACCCGAUCACUCCGAAAUCCAGCGGCCUGCUCGUCAAUUCCCUUAUGCCCGAUUCAUCUGUUAUCAUUAUCCAAGACGGACCUGGUCACUGCUCAAUAUUUCUACCUUCCCUCUGUACAGCAAAACUUCAACGUGGAUACUUUGCUGGGGAAAUACCAAAGAAUGGGACUGUCUGUCCGGUCGAUCUUGCUACAUUUCCUGACGAGGAAAGUGAUAAGCAUAUACAGAUGCUUUCAACGGAGGAUCGAGAGCUGUUGAAAGCAUUGAGGGAUCUGGAAGCUAUGUUUUGAGCAUACUUAAUUACAUAAUGACUGCAGAGAGUAAUGCAUGAAGAUAAGGAUAGGUACAAAAUUCUUCUAUUGUAACACCGUUGGUGAAGUGGUUAUCAU